This is a messenger RNA of Camarhynchus parvulus, 1914 nucleotides long. RefSeq names its product adenylate kinase 4 (gene AK4). Gene Ontology annotation, cellular component: cytoplasm; mitochondrion. Gene Ontology annotation, molecular function: nucleoside diphosphate kinase activity; AMP kinase activity; ATP binding. The transcript is spliced from 5 exons. The coding region runs from base 56 to 811 and encodes 251 amino acids. Gene Ontology annotation, biological process: nucleobase-containing compound metabolic process. NCBI's taxonomy places the organism in Eukaryota, Metazoa, Chordata, Aves, Passeriformes, Thraupidae. The record is from RefSeq and is a predicted model, not a curated record.
CUGUGGCCUUUGCUGGCCACACUGGCCUGGUUGGUGGCCAAAGCUGAGCCCAGGGAUGCAGCCAGCCAGCCCCUGCUUUUCCACAGGUUCCUGCUGUCUCCCUGUGUGUGGGAGCAGUGCUCUGACCACAGGGAUCUCUCCCAGCCCUGGCUGUUGCCCUCCAGACGGAAUCACAGGAUUCACAGAAUCACAGAAUGCCCAGGUUGGAAGAGACCUCCAAGAUCAUGGAGUCCAGCCCAGCCCCAGCACCCCAACCAAACCCUGGCACCCAGUGCCACAUCCAGAAGCUGGAGCCCUGGCCCAGCAGUACCUGGAGAGAGGGCUGCUGGUGCCUGACCACGUCAUCACCCGCGUGAUGAUGGCCGAGCUGGAGAAGCGGCGGGAGCAGCACUGGCUGCUCGAUGGUUUCCCUCGGACGCUGGGGCAGGCCCGGGCUCUGGAUGGGAUCUGCCAGCUGGACCUGGUGAUCAGCCUGAACAUCCCCUUCGAGACGCUGAAGGAUCGGCUGAGCGCCCGCUGGGUGCACCCCGCCAGCGGCCGCGUCUACAACAUGGACUUCAACCCUCCCCAGAGCCAGGGUGUGGAUGACCGGACGGGAGAGCCGCUGGUGCAGCGCGAUGAGGACAGGCCCGAGGCCGUGGCCGCUCGCCUCAGGAAGUACAAAGAUGCUGCCAAGCCCGUGAUAGAGCUCUACAAGAGCAGGGGCAUCCUUCACUCCUUCUCUGGCACAGAGACCAACAAGAUCUGGCCCUACGUGUACGGCCUGCUGUCCAGCAGGAUCCCACCCAUCCUCUCGGAGGAGGAGCACUAACCAGCCCGUGCCAAGCACCAGGAUCUCCUUCCAUCCUGGAUUUGGUUCCCAGUGCAGUGCCAGGGCUGUGCUGGGCUUGGGUGUUCGUGGCUGGGUGACAUUGGUGGGUGCCAGUUACAGCCAGGAUCAGAUCUUUGUUUGGAAGGUCAAGUCUGCUGGAAUAAGGGGUUUUUUCCCUCUUUUGGGGCUAUGGAGCUUUCCUGCCCGUGGUCCAUCCUGGAUUGGUGGUGCUGGCAGGGGCAUUGGUCAUGCCAGGUUUACACAGCUUUGCCAUGGUGUCCUUGCCAUCCCUUUCCAGCCCCAAUCCCUGGCUGAGCCCACAUGUGCCAUCCUGCUGCUCCACAGGACCAUUUACUGCUGAGGACUCUCUAGGCUGAGGUGGUUUUUUUCUAUAAAUUAUUUUCUAUUAAGUGUAUUUCUCAGAGAAAUAAAGCUCUAGAAAGCAACACUCAGCCGGGUGGGAAUUUUGGGAGCAAUGUGGAAAACGUGUGUACUACGAAGCUGAGAGAUGUGAGGCUCACAUUUCCAGCAUGAAUACACGUAAAAGAGGCAAAAGCUUGGAGGUGAAACUCCCACUUCCACGGGGAGAGCUGAAUUCCCUGCUGGAAAAGCUGCUGUACAGGUUCUUAUGGAAUGCUGUGACACUCAGCAGGACCUGGGCUGGGGAUGAGUUGCACUCCUUUGUGCUUUCCUGGUUCAUAGCUUUCAAUACUCCAAGAUAGCAGAGUCCUAAGAGUUUCUCCCAAAGAUGUAUCUCCACGUGUGCUUUGGUUUUGGGGAGGAAUCAGCUCAUUCCAUCUUCUGUGCUGCCUUUGUGCCCGGGGUCCCCUGGCCAGGGGGUCCCUUCAGCUGCUCCUGCUGCGUCCCCCAGCAAAGCCACUCCCUCCCCAUGAAACCCCAGAGAUCUUUCCUUCCUUGGGAUGCAGCCAGGGCCAUGCCCAGGUGUUCUCCCACGAUUUUCAGCGCCCUUGGGUUGUGGUGGGGCUGGGCUUUUCUCAACUAGAAGUACUGUCACCCUCUUUUUUGUAGGAGGCAGUACCUGAGCAAUGGGGACGGUCCUGGUCCCCUCAAGUUGCCUUAUUUUAUAAACUAUCUAUUUAAGA